Messenger RNA from Dermacentor andersoni, 1543 nucleotides. The record is from RefSeq and is a predicted model, not a curated record. Lineage: Eukaryota; Metazoa; Arthropoda; Arachnida; Ixodida; Ixodidae.
GUAAGCGUAAACGCAAAAAGCGCAACUAGUUUGUUCACAUUACUGUUGCAUUGAGCGUAAAGUACGCAACAAUCGCAACCAAAUGUUGGAGUACCCGCUACUUUUACGACAAGCACAGAUACGACUGUUACGACGCCGCCAAUGCACGAAGCAGUUUCGGUUUGCAUCUUCCGGUCACGGAGCUUCCGGCCUCCCCAGAUUCCGCGUUUUCAUUCGGUGCCCGCCAUCCCAGCAGUCCGACGUAGCACCGUUCUUUGAGUCUCUAUGCGGUUUGACGCUCUUAUUGUGCUGUGUGUGCUAGUGGCUGGUGAGGAUACUAGCUUCGGAAGCCUCUGCGUGACCGCCAUCCCAGCCACCCGGCGUUGCAACGCUGUUCCUUGCUGCUGCUGCCGACGCCAUCCGCGUUUUCCCGGGUUCGCGCCGAACGCGCGCGGUGUCCCUGAGUGCAGUGCGGUUUUCCGGUCUCAUUGUGUUGUGUACACUGCCCGUGGCUAGUGAUGAUGCUAAGUGCGGAAGCUUCUUCGCUGUGCAGCGAUGAAUUACUAAUUGAAGAAGUGCGACAGAGGCCGAGACUGUAUGACCAGCGCCUGAAAAGUUACCGGGACAAGCAACUGCAAAACGACGCCUGGUUGGAGAUAGCGAGCGCAUUGAAACAAAGCGUGGCAGAGUUGCAGCAUCGCUGGAAUUGUCUUCGACAGAAGUUCCUUCGACUGCGAAAGACAUACGCCAAGCCUGGCAGUGGCGCAGCGGACGUUGCUAAAUCAUGGCUAUUGAUGCCCCAUCUCAUGUUCCUGGCAGACGCUAUACAACAUCGAAGUCUGGCGAGACAAGAUGCCUCAGCUGCUCUGUCUCUAGGUCACUCAGUCGAGUCAGCCAGUGACUCAACAUCGUCGGUGGGGGGUUCGUGCCGCACAUUCUACAUUGACAGCACACAAGAUGCAUCAAUUCCUGACGAGGUGCUUCAAGUUUUGUCCACUCCAGACGCUUCGUCGAACCCAAGCAGCGAGGUGGACUCACGGCCUGUCACCAUCGCACCAGGGACAUCAUCAGUGUGUUCAGACAAAAGUUAUGCACCACCUAAUAACUCAAACAAGCCUGCGAAAAGAAAACAAAAAGACCUAGAUGAUUUGAUGAACACGACACUUGCCGCCAAUCGCCAGCGACUGAAUGAAUUGACGACAGCUGUAACAUCAGUAGAUGAGGAUGAACAUUUUCUGUUGAGCUUGAAAGGUCCUUUAGUUAAAGUAGAUGGCCGCAAGAAGGAGCACAUCAAGCUGCAGAUUUAUAGCCUAUUAGUUGAGGCAGCAUACCCUCCUCAUGCUGCAGAGCCGUGAGCACGCGGUCUAGGUCCGUACCUCUCAUGUAUUACAGCUGAUAUUUGUGGCCAUUUAUCUCAUGACCUGCAAGGUGUAAGCAGACUUAUUGACAUCCAUAUCAGUUCUUUGCUCUGUGUGUUGAAAAAGAUUUAGUGGAAGCUUGUAACGUUUUUCCUGGGCCACUGCAAUUUUCAAGGUGAAAUGUGCAAUAAACAUCCUGUGGAACA